AGCUGUCCAGGCAUAAACAUAACCACAGUCUCUCUCAUUAUUAUUGUACCAACAUUAUGGAUCUUCUCCUUCUUUUUCCUGCUCACGGUAGUUCUGAAUCUAAAGGAGGAGGACUAGCGUGGGCUCUCUUGUUUUUACUAUUGGUAGCUUUCAUUGUUAGAUCAACGAGUCAUCAGAAGAAGAAGAAGAAGCAGCAGCAGAAGCAGAAAGCCCCAGAAGCCAAAGGAGGGCUGCCUCUAAUAGGUCACCUCCAUCUUCUGGGCGGUGGUGUGCCAGUUUUUAGGACUCUCUCUUCCAUGGCCGAAGCUCAUGGCCCCAUCUUCUCCCUCAGGCUCGGCUUUCACAACACUCUCAUCGUCUCCGGCAGAGAACUCGCCAAAGAAUGCCUCUCCACCUUCGACAAAAUCUUCGCCACCAGGCCCAACAUCGCCGCAGGGAGGUACAUGGGGUAUAACAAUGCGAUAUUUGCGCUGGCACCGUAUGGGGAGUACUGGAGAGAGAUGAGGAAGAUAGCCACUUUGGAGCUGCUCUCAUCGCACAGGCUCCAGAAACUGAAGCACGUGAGAGACUCCGAGAUACUAUGUCUUGUGAAGGAUUUGUUUUCAACCUAUGAACGACACAAUAAGAACAUUACUCAUCAUGAUCAUAUGGUUGAGGUGCCUAUGAGUCAGCUCUUAGAGCACUUGACCUUCAAUAUCAACGUCCGCAUUAUUGCCGGCAAGAGAUUCUCAGGGGAUGAGAAAACCCUAACUGAUGAAGAAGGGGAGGCGUUCAGGUUGAAGAGGGCGGUGAAGGAGGCGACAUAUCUGAGCGGAGUGUUCGUGGAGGCGGACGCGCUGCCGUUAAAGUGGCACAAGUGGGUGGACUUGCAGGGACAUGUGAGGGCCAUGAAGAAAACGGCCAAGGACGUAGACUCAGUGCUGUCUCUGUGGCUUCACCAGCACCUUCACAAGACCACAACAGCUCAUUCUGAUGGAGACCAUUCUGAUUUCAUGGACGUCCUCAUUUCCAUGUUCUCCGAUCAGGAUGCUCUCAUUUGUGGCCAUCAACGCGACGUCGUUAUCAAGGCCACUGCUUUGAAUCUGAUCCUUACGGGCACCGGAAGCACAGCAAUAACCCUGACAUGGGCAUUAUCUUUGCUCUUAAACCAUCCAAAUGUCCUUAAAAAAGCACAAGACGAGCUCGACACCAACAUAGGAACACACAAAUGGGUCCAAGAAUCUGACAUUAAGAACCUUCAAUACCUCCAAGCCAUCAUCAAAGAGACCCUUCGUCUCUAUCCUCCAGCUCCAUUAACUGGAAUCAGAGAAGCCAUGGAAGACUGCUUCGUCGGAGGCUACUUCGUCCCAAAAGGCACUCGUCUUCUCAUCAACAUCUGGAAGCUUCAAAGGGACCCACAAGCAUGGAAAAACCCUAACGAGUUCUUGCCUGAGAGAUUCAUGGAGGAGGAUCAUAAGGAUUUGGAUUUUAAGGGUCAGAACUUCGAGUACAUUCCGUUUAGUUCAGGAAGAAGGUCGUGCCCAGGAACCACCUUUGGGCUUCAAGUCGUGAGCUUGACGCUGGCUCGGUUGCUUCAAGGAUUUGAUCUGUCGGCGCCGGCGCCGGCAGCCAAGGUUGGCGGUGUUGCAGUGGAAAUGAGCGAAGGCUUAGGGGUGGCUUUGCCUAAGCUUCAUCCACUUCAAGUUAUGAUCAAGCCUCGUCUUUCGUUUGAGCUUUAUCAGCAACUUUGAAAUAUAUAUAUAUGUAUGUGUGUGUGUGUGUGUGUGUAUGUGUAUGUAUUUGCAUGGGAGGUUCUCAUAAUUAGGACUCAAGUUUUCGAUGAGCAUAGAUAAAAUAAAUAGCCUACACUAGUGGAGCUAAUAAAUAAAGAGUAGUAGAGUAUAUUUUUGUGUGUGUUAACGUUGGAUGUGUAGUACUUAUGUUGUUUGGUUAUAAAUUUUACCUUAGAUUGUUUCAACGGAAAAAACUCCAAUGACGAAUCCAAAUUCGAGUUGGGUCGAUUCCCAAAAGGGUAUAGCUCUUUCUAGAAGUAUAUAUCUUUUGCAUUCGUGCAAGCUUAAA
Messenger RNA from Neltuma alba, 2061 nucleotides. RefSeq names its product cytochrome P450 82G1-like. The transcript has 4 exons. The record is from RefSeq and is a predicted model, not a curated record. Gene Ontology annotation, molecular function: iron ion binding; oxidoreductase activity, acting on paired donors, with incorporation or reduction of molecular oxygen; heme binding. NCBI's taxonomy places the organism in Eukaryota, Viridiplantae, Streptophyta, Magnoliopsida, Fabales, Fabaceae. Gene Ontology annotation, biological process: terpene biosynthetic process. The coding region runs from base 57 to 1730 and encodes 557 amino acids.